This is a messenger RNA of Rhineura floridana, 1475 nucleotides long. It is a transcript of the gene HNRNPH3, whose product is annotated as heterogeneous nuclear ribonucleoprotein H3. The record is from RefSeq and is a predicted model, not a curated record. Bases 83 to 1255 code for a protein of 390 amino acids. Gene Ontology annotation, biological process: regulation of RNA splicing. Gene Ontology annotation, cellular component: nucleoplasm; ribonucleoprotein complex. NCBI's taxonomy places the organism in Eukaryota, Metazoa, Chordata, Lepidosauria, Squamata, Rhineuridae. The transcript has 10 exons. Gene Ontology annotation, molecular function: RNA binding.
UUCAGUUACGCAUGCGUCGCACUCGGCACCUAGGAGACGUGAGCGAAAUUCUCGUCACCAGUGUCGUGUCAUCGCGAUACGUAUGCCUCCGACGACAUCCUGUCUGCCUCAGCUGCGUAGUUUGUUAAGUCGGCCGUCCGUUAAGCGCUUCCUUGUUCUUUGUGGGGGAGUUUCAAGCACUGCCGUUUGCGCCGAUCGGCUGGGGAAGUGGGUGAGGUGUUGCCGCAAAAUGGACUGGGCUGGGAAACAUAAUGGUCCAAAUGAUUCAUCUAGUGAUGGAACAGUACGAUUGCGUGGUCUGCCAUUUGGCUGCAGCAAGGAGGAGAUCGUUCAGUUCUUUCAAGGGUUGGAAAUCGUGCCAAAUGGGAUAACAUUGACGCUGGACUACCAGGGGAGAAGCACAGGGGAGGCCUUCGUGCAGUUUGCUUCAAAGGAGAUAGCAGAAAAAGCUCUGGGGAAACACAAGGAAAGAAUAGGGCACAGAUAUAUUGAGAUCUUCAAAAGUAGUAAGAGUGAAAUCCGAGGAUUCUAUGACCCACCACGAAGAAUGAUGGGACAGCGACCUGGACCAUAUGAUAGACCAAUGGGAGGAAGAGGGGGUUAUUAUGGAGCUGGGCGUGGAAGUAUGUAUGACAGAAUGCGUCGAGGAGGUGGUGGAUAUGACGGUGGAUAUGGUGGCUUUGAUGAGUAUGGUGGCUAUAACAAUUAUGGCUAUGGAAAUGAUGGCUAUGAUGACAGAAUGAGAGAUGGUAGAGGAAUGGGAGGCCAUGGCUAUGGUGGAGCAGGAGAUGCAAGCUCAGGCUUCCAUGGUGGUCACUUUGUUCACAUGAGAGGACUGCCAUUUCGAGCAACAGAAAAUGACAUUGCCAAUUUUUUCUCACCACUGACUCCUAUAAGAGUUCACAUUGACAUUGGAGCAGAUGGAAGAGCAACAGGAGAGGCUGAUGUAGAAUUCGUGACACACGAAGAUGCAGUAGCUGCCAUGUCGAAAGAUAAAAAUCACAUGCAGCAUCGAUACAUUGAGCUGUUUUUGAAUUCAACUGCUGGAGGUGGUUCUGGAAUGGGAGGCUAUGGCAGAGAUGGAAUGGAUCAAGUUGGUUAUGGUUCUGUUGGAAGAAUGGGAAUGGGCAGCAGUUACAGUGGAGGAUAUGGUACUCCUGAUGGCUUGGGUGGCUAUGGUCGUGGCAGUGGAAAUAGUGGUGGAUACUAUGGACAAGGCAACAUGGGUGGAGGUGGAUGGCGUGGAAUGUAUUGAAGAGUGACAUUGUGUCUGCAAAGCAUAUCGGAAGGAAACAUUACCUGGUCUACUAGACUUUCUUACAAAACUUAAUUUCUUUUGUAUUGAAAACUUUAUAAAUGACUGAAGGAAUGUGUUUUCCCAUUAUUGGUAAGCAACAGAUUGUGAUGGGGAAUCUGUGUUCUGUAGGUUUUAUUUGUUGCAUACUCUGACUUUAAAUAAAUUUUUUAUAUUCAAA